AGCAUGCACCGCGCGGAUGCAGCAUAUGUUGACAAAAGAAACAGCAAGAGAAACAUAACAGGGUGGGAUCCGAGUUCAACAAAAACACUAGCGACACCAAACUAAAACAGGGCACUACUGACAGUAACAAGUGGAGGGAAGAGGGGCCCAGUAAGACCUCGGACGGGAAGGAGAGAGGGUGCUCAGCUGGAGCCAAUGCAGCCCCAGCAGCAGAAUCGACAGCCUGAGCUCGUGGAGGGAAGCCUUCCUGUGUUUGUGUUCCCCACAGAGCUGAUCUUCUAUGCAGAUGAGCAGAACUCUCACAAACAAGUGCUCACACUCUAUAACCCUUAUGAGUUUGCACUUAAAUUUAAAGUGCUAUGCACAGCGCCAAACAAGUACACCGUGGUGGAUGCAACUGGAGCUGUUAAGCCACAGUGCCGCGUUGACAUAGUGAUCCGACACAGGGAUGUACGUCCCUGCCAUUAUGGGGUUUACGACAAGUUCAGACUCCAGGUGUCGGAGCAGAGCCAGCGGAAGGCCCUGGGUCGCAAGGAGGUCUCCGCAACGCUGCAGCCGUCGGCCAAACAGGACCCGCCGCAUCCCCGGCCUCAGGAAGAAGAGCGCAGGCUGAAGGAACAGCUGGCAGACAGUGUGUUCUUUGAGCAGACCGCAUUUCAGACAGAAAGCCGGGCUGUUGCCGGAGGACCCAGUCUGUUGACUGUACUGCUGGGGCUGGUUUGCGUGGCUGCCCUGAUGCUUCCCACCUUGGGGGACGAAGAAUCCACUGUGCCUGUCUACCUCCACUUAAGUGUUAACAAGAAACUAGUCGCUGCUUAUGUUUUAGGUCUUCUUACAAUGGUCAUCCUGCGUACAUGAAGCCAGUGAGCUCGGAGAGAUACGAGGGAGGAAAGAGCCCUGCAAUACCCAGGGAUGUGUACCACUCUGCAGCUGGCAGUAAGGGAACAGGGCCCUGGGAUGUCUGUUCAUCUCUGACCCCUUCCUUGAAGCAUAUUCAUUUUGCCUACUUGUUGAAAUGUAUUUAUAUGAAUUAACAUUCAUCAUUGAACAAACAGACAAUGAAGACCUCUAGAUCUGGGGUCAAGGAUCUCUCCGGUCGAGAAACUGGCUCUUUGGGUCCUAGAAAGGGCUGGUGAAGUAUAACAAGAGACAUUGAAUUACAGCGCUAUACUAAUGUUAUGUAUGCCCCGUCUGUACUUCCUUUGCCACCAUUUGACAGAAUGAUAAACUUGGUUAAGUUUUCAUGCAAAUCGCUACAUGUAUAUAAAACCAUUUUUGUUUUCUUACGCUACAUGUACAUAAAGCCAUUUCACUUUUUUCUUAUAGGUUACCACGUUCAUCUGUCAUAUUAUUGAAUUUUAGACUAGUGUAGGUUCAGGAUUCUUUUUUUUAAUGACAGUUCAAAUGUUAUUCUGGCUUCUUCAUUAAAUGUUGAAUAAAGUCUGAACGUCUUCAGAUCAGUAAAUACUUUGACUUUCUGUGAUGUAGUGGCCCAGAUGUACUUAUACUUGUGGGAACAAAACUUAUGAUUGUGUUAAUGCUGGAUAUUCAAGAAACGGAAUAAUUUAUGGUUACCUCACACUACCGUAGUAGUGUGACUGCCUCUAUAAUACAAUUUUGGGCCAAUUAAAUACAUGUCGAUGGGGGCAAAUUGAGGACCAGAGCUAGUGGAAGUAAACGAUAAUAUGGACUGCAGAGUAGAUAUGAUUGUUACUUCAAAAAAUGAGGCAGAAAAAUCGAAUAUAAAAUCACCUCCUUACUAACAGAUCGAAAGCUAAAAAGGUCCAAAAGGAAGAACUGUCCAUUGACUUUGCCUUUCUCAAGGAAUCACUCGGAAAAACUAUAAAUCCAGUUCUGGUACAGAAUAAAGACUCAAAUUACUAACAGGCAGUACUUCCACACUUCCGACAAGAAUAAAUGGGUUUAUUUUAGAACUUUCCCACACACGGUUCACAUACAACUGAAACAUCACUGCAGGAACAGGUUCUGCAUCGAAUCUUUUUCAAACGGACCAAAGCAGAAACAGGAAAAACAAUAAAGAAGUCAAUAUCUUUCCCCUAAAAUGUUUGUGCCUGUAUCAGAGGAAGAAAUUGUAUGCACAUAAAUGUUACUCAGCAUACAAUUAUGUAUAAACAGCGACGGAGCAGCCUUAACGUUUCAAUCCCAAUAAUACAGAGCAUUCUCUGAUUAAGUCUGAUCAUCUGCCAAGUCAAGUAUUUUGCCCCAACAGUAGGCAAUUCAACUUGCAGCGAGUUUGACAAGCUGGCAGCAAGUAUGACAAGCUGGCAUGGAAAUCUCAACACAGUUUACAGCCUAUGGCAUAAAAAAAAUAUGAAUUACAGGGAACUGAAAACUCGUGUUACAAUCAACUUCCAAUACGGUAAAAUUGUAACCAGGAACGCUGACUUAUGCCUCCACGGCCAUGAAUUUAGUGGCGUGCUGAAGGUCUGUGCCUCGUGUUCAACCUCACAGCCAAUAACCAAAUUAAAACUAUGAUAUUAGACAAGGUUUAAUAUAUACACAUAUACGUACAAUAAAGCAAGAGGAACAAAAAUAAUUUAAAUCCUUUCAUACAAAACCUGCAGACUGUACAGACAAUAGGCCUUUGAACAAACGUUUUCCAGCACAAACAGGGCAUUCUACACAUCCAAAUAGUCUUUUUUUUUUUUUGUCCAGUGCUUAAUGUCUCUCGCGGGAGAGAACCAGCUGAUACAUUGGCAGUAUAGACAUGGAAACACAGUAUCACUAUGAAGCGAUGCACCAUUAAAAAAAACCUCCACAACUAGCAGCUGGUGCCCUUAAGGUCUUCCUCAUUCCUCCAUCACAACAGUCCCACCUGUGUCUCUACAAGCAAAGCACACAACCAUGGCUUUUGUUUCCUUUCAGACAUAUCAGGACCCUCCAACCUGAAGCCAAACCACCAGCCUCACAAAAGCAAAACAUGGUGAAAAUCCACUUAAACUAAAGCUAGGUGAAGGAGGGUCCGAGAAGGAAACACAAUCUUCACCCUCCUCAGAUGGAGACCGUCGUUUCACCAUUUCAUCUUUCUCUUACUCUAGUGUCUCUUUAUCCUGCUCUAGUGUAUCUUGCAAGUCUCCUUGUUCACUUAGGAGACAGGUCCUGGAGGGAUGUGAAGGGGGAAUUGCUGGAGGAAGGCGAGACUCCCUCCAUUUUGCCAGGCGAUCCAGUGGAAGAGCACACACUGCUGAGGCUGCCGUCCAGCAAUUCUGGGCUUGGACUGAGGGAAAACAUUUAACGUGAUUAUACCAUAACAUUACAUUUGCUCAGCCUAAGCAAACCAAUUCAACACAGAAAUUGCAAUAAUCAUACAAAGAGUUAAAACAUGGAACGGGUACAGCAACCCGCCUUGAAAUAUAUCCUAGUGGAUUCCAAUUUAUACUGUAGUACUACAAGUCUUAAUUAUCUUGGUGGAUUAAAGCAAAUAUGAUACAAUUUGUAUAGAGGCUAAACAACAUUUUCCAAGGUCAACACUUAAACAGGGGAAGGAGAGUAUCUUAGGCUAUUCUGAUUGGGGACAGACGCCUUACCAGGAACUGACAUCCAACAGGUGGGCUAUAUCUGUCGACAACAUGGUUGUAGUCCCCUGAAAGAGCCUUUUAGGUUGGCUCUCUAUGUCCAUCUCCCCUGCAAAACAAAUCAACAUUAAAAGGUUGUUUUUUUUAACGGCGCCUUUCACAGAAACCAAAAGGUGUUUCACCAACAGCAUUUGCCAACCGUACCUUUGCGUUUGAUUGGCCCCAGUAUGCUGGCUCUGAUGCAGUUAAUCGGACUUUGACUGCGGCGGCUAAACGCAAGCAAACCAGAAAUAUUUAUUCAUA
Messenger RNA from Gadus chalcogrammus (walleye pollock), 3839 nucleotides. RefSeq names its product motile sperm domain containing 1 (gene mospd1). Bases 196 to 858 code for a protein of 220 amino acids. Lineage: Eukaryota; Metazoa; Chordata; Actinopteri; Gadiformes; Gadidae. The transcript is spliced from 6 exons. Gene Ontology annotation, cellular component: cytoplasm. The record is from RefSeq and is a predicted model, not a curated record.